AUGCUUGUGGGUUCAAUGCUCUCACACACUGAAAAUCAUCUCCACCUCAUACAGAUUGACCCAUCCCUAUACAGUCCUCCACACACCAAGAACUGGUCUGAGAUCAGUAUGAAGACUGAUGUGAGUGUGGAGACUCUAAUGAGAGCUCUGACUCAACUGCAGGAGACUCUAGACGACAAACUCACUCAAACUGUGUUGAGGAGGAUGCAGCACUAUGCAGUGGAUGUGACUCUGGAUCCUGAUACAGCUCAUCCAGAUCUCAUCCUGUCUGAAGAUAGAAAACAAGAGAGGGAUGGAGAUAUUGAGCAAAGUCUCCCAGAUAAUCCAGAGAGAUUUGAUUAUUGUGUCAGUGUUCUGGGAAAAGAGGGAUUCUCUUCAGGGAGAUUUUAUUUUGAGGUGCAGGUGAAGGGAAAAACUGAAUGGGAUUUAGGAGUGGUCAGAGAAUCUAUUAACAGGAAGGGACAGAUCACAGCGAGUCCUGAGGAUGGACAGUGGACUGUAGUUCUGAGGGAUGAGAAUGAUUAUAGAGCUUGUGCUUCACCCUGUGUCUCUCUGUGUCUGAGAGUGAGUCCACAGAAGGUGGGGGUGUUUGUGGAUUAUGAGGAGGGUCUGGUCUGUUUUUAUGAUGUGGAGAACAGAUCUCAUAUCUACUCUUUCACUGGUCAAACUUUCACUGAGAAACUCUUUCCAUCAUUCAGUCCAUGUCCUAAUGAAGGUAAAAAUUCAGCCCCACUGAUCAUCUCACCUGUUCAUCACAUCAAACAUUUACUAGAAUAA
Triplophysa dalaica is the source of this 777-nucleotide messenger RNA. RefSeq names its product erythroid membrane-associated protein-like. Gene Ontology annotation, molecular function: protein binding. The coding region runs from base 1 to 777 and encodes 258 amino acids. The record is from RefSeq and is a predicted model, not a curated record. The transcript is spliced from 4 exons. NCBI's taxonomy places the organism in Eukaryota, Metazoa, Chordata, Actinopteri, Cypriniformes, Nemacheilidae.